GAAACGAGAUGGACUCCUUCCCUCAUACGCUGUGUCGCGCUCGCGCCAUGGCCUAUGACCUGCCGCCGCCGCUGCCGAAGAAGCCGAAAUCCCCACCGGCCGCUCCGACCACCAUAUGCGCCCUUGGCGACGACCUCCUGCGAGAAAUAUUCAUCCGCCUCCCCUCCCUCCCGGCUCUCGUCCGCGCCGCCCUCACCUGCCGCUCCUCCCUCCGCGCCGUCCGCUCAUGCCCCACCUUCCGCCGCUGCUUCCGCGAGCUCCGUUCUCCCCCACUCAUCGGCAUAUUCAUCAACAUCCCCGACUUCAACACCCCUGCUUUCCGUCCGCUCCGCCUGCGCCCGGACCCGGACAUCGCCGCGGUCGUCCGUCGCGCCGACUUCUUCCUCACCCGCCUCCCCAACAACGACGAGGGAUCCGCCCCCAAAUGGUUAAUCAGGGACUGCCGCGAUGGGUACGUUGUUCUCAUCAGCCAGAACACCAACCACAUGGCCGUCUACAACCCCCUCACACGUGUCCUGCAUCUCCUCCCCAAGCCGCCCCGCAAGAUCUGCAAGGAGAUGUACGUUGAGUUCCAUGUCCUCUCCUCCGAAGAAGACCCGGGUCCGUUCCGCGUUAUCUGUGUCUGUCACGAAGUUUACGGAGCGCAAGCCGCCGUCAUCUCAUCAGAAACCAUGGAGUGGCAGAUCUUCCCGUGGGUGGAGGCUUCAAGCAUCGAGCCUGACCUGCAGCCUGAGCACAAGGACUAUACUGCCCACAGUGGAGUGCUGGUGAAUGGGGACAUCUACUGGACACAAGCGAGCCGAGCCAGUGCACGCGUGCUGAACACCGCUACAUUGCAGUUCUCUCGAAUAGAACUGCCUCCGCACAUUGGAGGGCAAGGAGCACUUACGGCUGGCGAGACCAGGGAUGGUAAGCUCUGCGUCAUCUGCGCCGUCAAACUCACGCUUGUUCUCUGGUCCCGGAGAGCCGACGAUGACGGCAUCGAGCGGUGGAUGCUGGACAAGACAUUCCCGUUGUUGCCGGCGAUCCAUGCGCUCACUGGCAAUCGCCCAGUGGAUGAUCAUGAGCUGAAGAUUUUAGCCAUCGUCAAUGGCGUUGUAUACAUGUCUAUAUUCUAUGAGCCGGAACCCAUUUUAUCAGGCUGGUUCCUAUCAUUCUGCCUAGAAACAGGGAAGCUGAAUAAGCUCUGUCAUGUGCUUUACCCGGACAGUUUGUAUCCCUACAUCAUGGCAUGGCCUCCUUCUUUGGUACUUGACAAGGUGAACCCUUGA
Lolium perenne is the source of this 1271-nucleotide messenger RNA. RefSeq lists its product as uncharacterized. The record is from RefSeq and is a predicted model, not a curated record. Gene Ontology annotation, molecular function: protein binding. NCBI's taxonomy places the organism in Eukaryota, Viridiplantae, Streptophyta, Magnoliopsida, Poales, Poaceae.